Molecule: messenger RNA, 640 nt
Organism: Doryrhamphus excisus (bluestripe pipefish)
Lineage: Eukaryota; Metazoa; Chordata; Actinopteri; Syngnathiformes; Syngnathidae
Gene: snrpd1
Product: small nuclear ribonucleoprotein D1 polypeptide
Biological process (GO): RNA processing; spliceosomal snRNP assembly
Molecular function (GO): RNA binding
Source: RefSeq, a predicted model, not a curated record
UGUGCGCACAAAACACUUCUUUGUCGCUUUCAAGUGACGUCACAGAAGCGCUACUUCAACGUAUAUUCGACAUUAGCGGCCUGCUGCCAAACUAGCGCCGUAAUUUUUUUGUACCCCCAUUUUGGUGUAGGAUUUAUCGCAACACCAUGAAACUAGUCAGGUUUUUGAUGAAGCUCAGCCACGAGACGGUCACCAUCGAGCUGAAGAACGGCACCCAAGUCCACGGAACCAUCACCGGUGUUGACGUGAGCAUGAACACGCACCUGAAAGCGGUGAAGAUGACGCUGAAGAACCGGGAGCCCACCCAGCUGGAGUCGCUGAGCAUCCGCGGCAACAACAUCCGCUACUUUAUCCUCCCCGACAGCCUGCCGCUGGACACGCUGCUGGUAGACAUCGAGCCCAAGAUCAAGUCCAAGAAGAGGGAAGCGGUGGCUGGCAGGGGGCGGGGCAGAGGGAGAGGACGCGGCAGAGGACGGGGACGAGGCCGAGGGGGUCCCAGAAGAUGAUGGCCACGCUGGAGGAUCACUGCUCUCCUGCUCAAUGUUUUUGUACAGGAUUUGUUCUUUCUUUGUGAUUUUUUUUUUUCCCCACCUCCAAUUUUCUUGUUCCUUAUUUUGUACAUUAAAAGGCUCCUCGAGCA